Molecule: messenger RNA, 816 nt
Organism: Bipolaris zeicola 26-R-13
Lineage: Eukaryota; Fungi; Ascomycota; Dothideomycetes; Pleosporales; Pleosporaceae
Exons: 4
Coding region: 1-816 (271 amino acids)
Source: RefSeq, a predicted model, not a curated record
AUGGCUUCUACUGACAAGACCAUUGUCCUCAUCACUGGCGCAAACACCGGCAUCGGCUUCGAACUGACUAAACAACUCCUCUCCCACGCAUCCAAACACGUUCUCCUCGGUAGCCGCAGCGCCUCCAAAGGCUCAAAAGCCGUUCAAGACCUCCAAUCCCAAAAUCUGCCAGGAACCGUUGAAUUCCUCCAAAUCGACGUCUCGAAACAAGACUCCAUUGUCGCCGCCGCCAAGCACGUCAAGGAAACCCAUGGCCACCUAGACGUCCUCGUUAACAACGCUGGAAUCUUCUCAUCUGGCGAUCCAGACACCACAGAUAUCCAGUCCCUCGUCGACGCCUUUACUACAAACGCCGCUGGUCCUUUCGCCAUCGUAAAAGUUUUCGAACCGCUUCUCUCUCUCGUUUUCGCGAGCACCCCACGCAUCAUCAACAUAUCCUCAGCCCUCGGUUCCAUCUCCACACGCCUCAAUAAAUCGAGUCCCAUCUACGCCUUCAAAUCGUACGCCUACCGCUUGAGUAAAGCGGCGCUUAACAUGGCGACUGCAGCUCAGCAUGCAGAGUAUCUAGGUAGAGGGUGGAGGGUAUUUGCGUUUUGUCCUGGUAUCACGCAGAGUGAAAUGACGAGGCGCAUCAAUGUGUAUGAUGGGGCGAAACCGACGAGUCGGGGUGCGGCGCCGUUGGUUGGGAUUGUUGAUGGGGAGAGGGAUGCGGAUGCGGGGAGGUUAUUGACAGCGGAUACGGAGAGUGGGGUGUAUAUGAGUGAAAUCGCACUAUUAUAUGGCUAUUCGAUGGAAGAGCUACCAUAUGUCUUAUAG